Messenger RNA from Ipomoea nil (Japanese morning glory), 1149 nucleotides. RefSeq names its product auxin-responsive protein IAA16-like. The record is from RefSeq and is a predicted model, not a curated record. The transcript has 5 exons. Bases 47 to 766 code for a protein of 239 amino acids. Gene Ontology annotation, cellular component: nucleus. Gene Ontology annotation, molecular function: protein binding. NCBI's taxonomy places the organism in Eukaryota, Viridiplantae, Streptophyta, Magnoliopsida, Solanales, Convolvulaceae. Gene Ontology annotation, biological process: regulation of DNA-templated transcription.
GCUGAGAAACCAAGCUCCACAGAAAACGAGGAGGAGGAGAUCAGAAAUGGCGUUGGUCGGAGAAGAAAGUAAGUUGGAGCUGAGCUUAGGGUUGCCGGGUGGCGGCGGCGGCGGAGCACCGCCGCCCGGAGCCGCAGAUCAUGCUACGGCGGCGGCGACGGGAAAGGGGAAAAGAGGGUUUGAAGAAACCCAUCAGCAUGUGGAUUUGAAGCUGAAGCUUUCGUCUAAGGACUCACAGAUCCAUGCUUCUGAUCAUAAUAAGGCCAACAAUAAGGAUGCUGACGUCACCAAGCCUCCAGCCAAGGCACAGGUUGUAGGUUGGCCACCAGUCCGGUCUUACCGGAGGAACAUCCUGGCCGCGAACAACCACCAAAAGAGUGGCGGCGAAGACGGCAGCGACAAGGCUGCAGUGUUAGUUAAGGUUAGCAUGGAUGGUGCACCCUACCUUAGGAAAGUGGACCUAAGCAUGUACAAGAGUUAUCAAGACCUGUCUGAUGCCUUGGCCAAGAUGUUUGGCUCCUUCACUAUUGGUAAUUGUGAAGCGCAAGGGAUGAAGGAUUUCAUGAACGAGAGCAAGCUGAUGAACGUGUUGAACACUUCUGAUUACGUUCCCACCUAUGAAGACAAGGAUGGUGAUUGGAUGCUUGUCGGCGAUGUCCCAUGGGAGAUGUUUGUGGAAUCCUGCAAGCGCUUGCGUAUUAUGAAAGGAACAGAAGCUAUUGGGCUUGCGCCUAGAGCCAUGGAAAAAUGCAAGAACAGAAGCUGAAGCGGAAGCCAACGCGCCACCACGUGCGGCGGUAGUGAUGGCGGAGGUGCGGGGUGGUGGGUGGGUUGUGUUUGUAAGUUGAUUAUCUAGUGGCCUGGGUAAUGGUAUUGUACGUUAUGAUGAUAGUGGUUUGAAGAAUUGAUUGAUGUAUGGAUUAAAGGUUGUUUAAUUGUGUAUUUAAUCAGGGAGAGAGAGAGGACAGUAAAUUUAAGGUUGUGAUGAUGAUGAUGAUCUAAGACUUUAGUGUUUUCCUUGUAUGUUUCAGUCUCUGUUUAUGGUUUGCCUAAUAAUAGGGUACCCACUACUGUGCCCAAAAGUAUGGAUAAUGUGAGAUAAUCUAGUGGAUGGGUAAUUGUGUAUGCAAAAACCUAACAUUUUUAUCA